This is a messenger RNA of Aaosphaeria arxii CBS 175.79, 1945 nucleotides long. RefSeq names its product peptidase M24. NCBI's taxonomy places the organism in Eukaryota, Fungi, Ascomycota, Dothideomycetes, Pleosporales. The transcript has 2 exons. The record is from RefSeq and is a predicted model, not a curated record. The coding region runs from base 218 to 1672 and encodes 484 amino acids.
CCACGCAUACCCACUGCUAUGCUGAUAAUCUUAAGUUUUGUUAUUCAAAUGCCGCGGCUCGCUUUAUCUUCCUCUGAAUUUUAAUAUUUCUUUUCUUCCAUUGAAUUGGUCACCAACUAAGCUUCAACUCUGGAAGCUGCGUAGUAGGAGAGGUGUGAGUGACAGUCGCCAAUAUACAUAGGGCUAUCGGCAGUCUUCCGAAGUGUUACUGGUAACAAUGAAGGAGCACAUUCUCCCACCACCUGCUCCGGCAAACGCCCAGGAGCAGCAGAAAAGCCGCUGUCGAAUGGCAUCAUGGUACUCGAUUCGCACCCUAUGCGCCAUUCUGAUCAUAAACGUUUUCAUCUGGUUCCAUGGCUCCGCGUUCGUACCUAGGACACACCACAACUCAUCCGGUAAACAGACCGACCUGGAAAAGUUCGAAAAAUGCUCAAUUGACACUUUCGUCGGUACUGGCAUGGAGUUCCUCAAGACGGCGGAGCGUCCACCACUGGAAGAGUACGUCUUGCGACGCAACAAUCUCGCCAAAGCGCUCGUCGCCGACUCAGUAGAUGCAUUCGUGGUCGAGCCAGGCUACACCUUCAGCUACUACGCCAAUGUGACACAGCCUCAAUGGGAAGUCUGGGAGCCCGAGGAGCGACCUUUCCUCAUGGUGAUCCGACCAACGAAGAACGACGAUGGGGAGAUUGUGGCUAACACGACAUUCCUGGUCCCCAGCUUCGAGGAAGUGCGCGCCAGACUGUUGAAGAUGCCAUUUGAGGAGGAGAUUGAGGCGGUUCCGUGGGAGGAGCAUUGGAAUCCUUACGUUACGCUGUACACGAGCGGAAUCUGGGGUGAUAAGCUGAGCCCCGUCCUCAUGGUCGACGAGGAGAUCCGCGACUUCAUCCAACGAGGACUUGACAAUCACGGAUUCACCGUCGUAGGCCUUUCUGGCGAGGUAGAAGCCGUACGACAGAUCAAGACGGAGCGCGAAUUGGGCAUCCUCUCCGCCGUCAACACCGGCACCGUCGAAGCCAUCCGCGCCAUGCGAACCUGUCUCUACCCCGGCGUGACCGAGAACGAAGUAGCCGCUGUCCUAGACAACACCAUGCGCGCCGCAGGCUUUGAGCCCUUUUUCGACAUCGUCGAGUUCGGCAAGUCGGCAGCCCUCCCCCACGGCGGCCACGACGGCGAGCGCAAACUCGCCCCAGGCGACUUCAUCCUCAUCGACGUUGGCUCGCACCUCUACGGAUACUCCUCCGACGUCUGCCGCACCUUCUACCCAUCCUUCUUCCCCAACCCCCCACCGCCAGAAUACAACCUCACCGAGCACCUCGCCGUCUGGACGCUUGUCCUCGACGCACAGGCCGCCUCCGUGAAGGCCAUGGUCCCCAACGCGACCGCCGCAUCCGUCGACAUCGCCGCGCGCUCCAUCAUCUCCGCCGCCGGCUACGGCCAGUACUUCACGCACCGUCUCGGCCACUCCAUCGGCAUCAAGGCACACGAGUCGCCGUACCUCAACAAGGGGAACUUCGAGGCGAAGCUCAGGCCCGGCAUGGUGUUCACCAGCGAGCCAGGCGUGUAUGUUCUCGGAAAGUUUGGCGUCAGGCACGAGGAUAUCCUCGUUGUGAGGGAGGAUGGCGAGGCGGAGAAUCUGAGCGGUGGGUUUGCGGUUAGCCCUUGGGAGCCGUGAUUUUGAGAUGUGUCUGCUACUGCUCGACUAUUUCGUCCACCCAUUCAGUGGACAUUUUGGAGGGAGGGACGGAGGCCAAUAUAUUCGGAGAGAUUUGAUGUGCGGUGAGAAGCAGUCAGGAGGGAAAUCGUCUUUUUCCUUGAAAAGACAAAGAAAAGAAACGAAACGGAAAUUAAAAACAAUGUACACUACCGCAACGCAAAAUGUACUAGAAAAAGCAUAGAAAUUCCGAGUCAGGUGUCAUGUCCUGUAUGUAUAUAAAGCAUCAGCACG